Messenger RNA from Kwoniella shivajii, 1131 nucleotides. RefSeq lists its product as uncharacterized. The transcript has 4 exons. The record is from RefSeq and is a predicted model, not a curated record. Bases 1 to 1131 code for a protein of 376 amino acids. NCBI's taxonomy places the organism in Eukaryota, Fungi, Basidiomycota, Tremellomycetes, Tremellales, Cryptococcaceae.
AUGAAGUCUCUGCAUCCUUUACCGUUACUCAUAUUCUUGUCUGAGACUAUGGUCUCAGGCGCCGUGAUUGAUCCACGAGUAUUUGCUCGGGAAACUCCUCCAUCAUCUUUGAUUACCACGGCGACCCAUACAAUACCUUGUGACACUUCAUCGUCAUUGAUGACCUCGUGGUACCCUACAACUACUGAUCAGAGUGCUUGUGAUUCUCUCAUCCAUACAUCUUCUACGUACCUCACUUGCCAAUCAUAUGUUAUCACUACGGAUACCCAACACGCUUCUAGUAUCACGACUGGACCGUCAAGUGGCUGCCUCAGUGAGAAGACAGUCACUGAAGCUGCUAAGACAGAUGCAACGUCGACCGAACGAUCUGCGUGCAAAUCCAGUGACAUCUCAACGAUCUCAAAUGUGAUUACAGGAAACUCUGCCAGUGGCUUCACCGCAAGUGACGGAAGUGUCGCUACGACUGACCCAUCUACUUGGAUUACUACUACCACCUUGAUCAGUAUCGUUCCCAUUAUGGCAACUAGCACGUUCAGCACGUCCAGUACAUCCGAGUAUGCAUCGUGGCAAACAGCCCCUUCUUUCACUUCUACCAGUUCACGUGAACCAUCAACAUUACCAACGGCACCAUCUUCUACUUCGUCUACUUCGUCCGCUGAAUCAACUACUACUAAACCUCCUUCUUCUACUCCCACCAGUACAAGUCCUUCCACUUCGCAGGCAAGCAGUAGUACCGCUCAAUCACCUCCUCCACCGAAUCGUUUCUUCGGCGAACUAACUUAUGAGCUAGGACAAUAUGUGAUCAUGUAUGACGAAACAGCCAAUAACAUGGAGUACAAAAGUCAAGCUAAGAAUAAUAAAGAACCAUGGAAACACACAAUGAGUUUACUAACUGAUAAUCCAAAUACCUCGAAGAGAAGAUUCGAAAUUUGGAUUCCUUCAAUUAGUGGGGCUUGGGGUCAUGGUGUAGAAGGGAGUAAACGUACUAGGAUAAUAUCAUGUGAGAUUACUUUCGAGCCUGGUAACGAAAAGAAUAAAGCUGCUUUCGCAGUUUGGAAUGGUGAACCACAUUAUUAUAAUGAUGAUCCGGAAAAUAAAGUUCACGGGGAUUGCAAAUUUCUCGAUCCCUAA